This is a messenger RNA of Lolium perenne, 2016 nucleotides long. RefSeq names its product protein WHAT'S THIS FACTOR 9, mitochondrial. Gene Ontology annotation, molecular function: RNA binding. The record is from RefSeq and is a predicted model, not a curated record. NCBI's taxonomy places the organism in Eukaryota, Viridiplantae, Streptophyta, Magnoliopsida, Poales, Poaceae.
CUUUUGCGGCCGAUCCAAAUUUGUCUCCUCCCUGUGCCCGCUUCCUCCUCGUAGGCAUUUCCCCGAACACUCCACACGCGCCGCCAACCUCGCCCGCCGCCGUUCCGCCAUCGCCCCCGCUUCCCGGCUCAAGUACACCACCGGCUACCUCCGCCGCCGCCGCCAUGCAGAAGGUGCGGCUCAAGUGGGUGAAGAACCGAGGCCUGGACCACCUCAUCGCCCGCACCACCUCCAUCCGCUCGUCCUGCCUCCUGCUGGACUACCUCGCCCGGCAGCCGUCGCCCCCCGUGCCGGCGCGCGCCCUCGCGCGCUUCCAGAAGCCGCUCGGCCUCACCUUCCCGGUGCUCCGCUUCCUCCGCCGCCACCCGACCCUCUUCGCCGAGCAACCCCACCCUCGCUUCCCCUCCCUCCCGGCCUUCUCCCUCACGCCCGCCUCCGACAUCCUCCUCGCCCGCCUCGCCCGCGCCUCCGCCGCCGACUCCCACCUCCGCCUCGCGCGCCUCCUCCUCCUCACCCGCUCCAGGUCGCUCCCGCUGGCCUCCAUCCUCCCGCUCCGCUUCGACCUCGGCCUGCCCUACGACUUCGCCUCCGCCUUCCCCUCCGCGCACCCCGACCUCUUCACAGUCUCCAACAACCACAUCUCGCUCUCCACCUCCCACCUCCCGGAGGACAUCGCCGUAUCCUCCCUCCAGCGCCGCCACGCCGAGGCCAUCACGGGGGCGACCUACCGCGCCAUGUCCCGCUCGCCGUCCUCCUCACUCGCCCCCCUCGCGUUCCCGAUGCGCUUCCCGCGAGGGUACGGCGGGAUGAAGAAGGUCAAGGCCUGGAUGGAGGAUUUCCACAGGCUGCCUUACAUCUCGCCCUACGACGAUGCCUCGGGGAUCGACCCCGACAGCGACAUCUACGAGAAGAGGAACAUCGGGUUGCUGCACGAGUUGCUCGGCCUCAUGGUGCACAAGAUGGUGCGGAGGAACGCCAUCCGGCUGCUCCGGGAGGAGCUCGGCCUGCCUCACAAGUUCACGAGGCUGUUUACGCGGUACCCUGGGGUCUUCUACCUGUCGUUGAAGUGCAAGACGACCACGCUGGUGCUUCGCGAGGGGUACGAGCGGGGGAAGCUCGUGGAGCAGCACCCCCUUGCCGCGGUGAGGGACAAGGUGCACUAUGUGAUGCGCACUGGCGUGCUGUACCGUGGGAAGGGCUUGUCCAAGCUGGUUUUGGAUGAGGAUGACGAUGAAGAGGGUGCACUGGAUGGUGACAAGGAGUUUCAAGGGUACGGGAUGGAUGAGGAUGCUGAUGUUGAGUGCUUUGGAAUGGAGAUUGUGGACGAUGACGGGUCUGGUAUCGAGGACGAUGAUGAACAUGAUGGUUAUGAUGAUUAACAUGGGAUGGUGACUUGAGCUUGCCGAAUGCUGCUAGUUUGAGAUAAUGGGUGGUGGCUUUGGUCGAGAUUUCUCAACAGGCUUCAACUUAGUACCGGCAAAGUAGAGGUUUCCACUCACGGCUUUCAGCAACUUGGGUCAACUUAGUGCCUCCAGAAGACUGGUUUCAGAAGGCAAUCACAUACCACUGUGAGUUGCUAGUUCCAUAUGGUGUAGUAUACAUUGCCUUAUUGAGAUGUAGAAAGCUUCUUUAGAUUCUUAUUUUCUAUGGUUGUUUUAUAUCUGGAAGGUAAAAUCUAAAUGUAUGCCUAUGGCUCCCUCUGGUCUCUGGAUGGCAUGAGAUGUCAUAAGAGUCAUCAGGCUUCCAUAGCAAGCUAAAGUGAUGCUGACCAAGGAGCCUUUUGCAGUUUUCGCAGCUUUUGAAAGACAACUGAUUUGAGCUAGUCAUGAUCAUUCUGAACUCAUGUUCCCCCUUUCUUAUUUUCUUAAAAAUGGUGUAGUUUUUGUUAUUUCUGGAUUAGUUUUCCCUUGAAAUGAGAUCUGUUAUAUGUGACUUUCAAUGAUAACCUCAGAGGUUAUAAACAUAACUGUCAUAAUAAGAUCUGAAAUGCUCAUACACCGUUCCUACUUUCUUGUA